UCCGGGCGCGGGAUCAGUCAGCACCGAGGCCCCGGCCUGAGGAGCGGCCCCCGGCUGCGGGGAGAAUCGGUGCGGUCCCCGGCGGCGGGAGCGCAUCGAAUGCACGGAUUGACCGGUGAGAGGAAGGGUCCCGACCCGGACAGAUCUUUACCUGUUAAUUUAUGGUCAACUCUUUUUACAGGGUAGAAGAAGCAGAGGAUUGAUGUUCAGGAAUCUCCAACUCGUUUAUUUCACCGGCGCCUGAACGUGUGGGAGGAUUCACUGCGUCAGCUGAUCCGCCCGGACGCCAGACAGGUCACAGCAUGGAGAAAUUACUGGCCAGCUCUGAGUGUGGGCAGGGAUUAAACCAAUCUUCCCACAUGUUGACCCGACAGCAAGUUCACACUGUGGAGAAACCGUUUACCUGUCCCGAUUGUGCGAUGGGAUUCACUCGAUCAUACCAACUGAAGAGGCAUCAGCAUAUUCACACAGGGGAGAGGCCGUUCACUUGCUCUGAGUGUGGGAAGAGAUUCAUUGAAUCAUCUGAGUUACAGAUACACCAGCGAAUUCACACUGGAGAGAGGCCAUUCACCUGCUCUGAAUGUGGGAAGGGAUUUACUCGUUCAUCUCAGUUACUGAGACACCAGAUAAUUCACACGGGGGAGAGGCCGUUCACCUGCUUUGAGUGUGGGAAGGCAUUCUCUCACUCAUCUGCGUUACUGAGACACCAGAGAAUUCACUCUGGAGAGCGGCCGUUCACCUGCUCUGAGUGUGGGAAGAAAUUCACUCAAUCUUCUAACAUGAAGGCCCACGAGCGAAUUCACGCUGUGGUGAAACCAUUUGCCUCCCAACCAUGGGUAGAGUUUCACCUGUAAGCCUAAUUCAUGCUGGGGAGAGGGCAUAGUGGGAAAGUUUAAAUAUGUUUCUGGUUUGUUUAGAGUACGUGCACCGACCAACGAUUCCCGCAUAUUAACACUAUCCUACACCCACUAGGGACAAUUUUUUUACACAAGCCAAUGAACCUACAAACCUGUAUGUCUUUGGAGUGAGGGAGGAAACCGAAGAUCUCGGGGAAAACCCACGCAGAUCACGGGGGAAAACGUACAAACUCCGUACAGACAGCACCCGUAGUCAGAAUAGAACCUGGGUCACCGGCGAUGCAUUCGCUGUAAGGCAGCAACCCUACCGCUGCGCCACCGUCAUUAAUUGAAUUGAAUAGAUCUUAUUAGCCAAGCAUGUGUAUAUAAAAAUAAUUUGCCUUUGUUGUUAAAUCCUGUUGCGUCCACAAGUGACUGCUGGUGUUGGACUAUGGUUACUGCUGAUAUAUUACUACACAUAUCGUGGAUAUGUGACAAUAGUGCUGGAGUAACUAAGCGGGUCGGGCCUCUUUGUUUCUGUAAUGCCAGUUGCCCUUGUAACUGCUGGAGUUUAAUAUUUUGGAUUGGUGUAAAAUAAAUCAGUUCUGCUUUAAA
This is a messenger RNA of Leucoraja erinaceus (little skate), 1451 nucleotides long. RefSeq names its product oocyte zinc finger protein XlCOF15-like. Lineage: Eukaryota; Metazoa; Chordata; Chondrichthyes; Rajiformes; Rajidae. Gene Ontology annotation, biological process: regulation of transcription by RNA polymerase II; central nervous system development. The transcript is spliced from 2 exons. Gene Ontology annotation, molecular function: DNA-binding transcription factor activity, RNA polymerase II-specific; RNA polymerase II cis-regulatory region sequence-specific DNA binding. The record is from RefSeq and is a predicted model, not a curated record. Gene Ontology annotation, cellular component: nucleus. The coding region runs from base 303 to 854 and encodes 183 amino acids.